Maniola jurtina (meadow brown) is the source of this 1588-nucleotide messenger RNA. RefSeq names its product leucine-rich repeat-containing protein 57-like. The record is from RefSeq and is a predicted model, not a curated record. Lineage: Eukaryota; Metazoa; Arthropoda; Insecta; Lepidoptera; Nymphalidae. Bases 191 to 907 code for a protein of 238 amino acids. The transcript has a single exon. Gene Ontology annotation, molecular function: protein binding.
UAGAGUGUUUGUCAACAUGUUAAAUUGUCAAUAUUGUAGUCUAGUCUUUGAAUUUCGUAUUCUCGUAAUAAAAUUCUUGUCUCUUUCUUUAAUGGUUUUGAACAUUUGGUCUAAAAAUUGUGAAUGUGAACAUAUUUUUAACAUAUAAAAAAUAAUUUUACUCAUUUGGAUAACGUUGCUUCUCAAAUAAAUGGGAAAUUCCGGUCUAAAACAACAUUAUGAAACGGCUUCGAAAACGGGUGUUUUACAAAUAUCUAAUCAUAGAUUGAAGGAAAUUCCAGAAGAUGUUUUUCAUUUAUCAGAGCAUCUCAGAAAUUUGGACAUAUCCAAGAAUAAAAUAACACAUAUACCAGAAGAAAUAAGCAGAUUAAAGUUAUUAAAACAAUUAAAUCUAAGUACAAAUGCUAUUCAAGUUUUACCAGCUACAUUAGCUAAUUUAAAAAAGCUUGAAAUGCUUAACAUAUCUUUCAACUCUAUUUCUUGUUUACCUGAUUCUUUUUCGAGUCUAAGUAAUUUAAAGCAGAUUUAUUUAAACAAUAACAAGUUUAAACAGUUUCCUAAACAGCUUUUUGGAUUGAACAGUCUGGAAGUGGUAGACCUUUCGAACAAUAAGCUAACAGAAGUACCAAGUGGAAUGUCAAAUUUAUUUGCAGCCGAGUUGAACUUGAGUCAAAAUGAGAUAUCAUCAUUGAGUGAGGAUUUGUACCAAGCACCAAGAUUAAAAAUACUGAGAUUAGAUGAGAAUUGUUUAAGUCUUGACUCUAUUACGCCAAGCUUACUUAGAGAUUCCAAAAUUCAUACAAUAGGUAUAGAUGGCAAUCUUUUUGAACCCAAGCAGUUAGCUUCUCUUGAGGGAUACAAUGAAUAUACAGAACGAUAUACAGCAAUGAAAAAGAAAAUGUUUUGAUUAUUUCAUCACCAUCAUCAUCAAUAUUACUACUGAGAACAGGUCUAUCAGAAUGAGAAGAGUUUUAGCUGUAGUACACCACACUGGCCAAUUAGUGCGGAUUGAUAGACAUCACACAUGUUGAAAACAUGAAAAACUUUCAGGCAUGCAGGUUUCCUCACGAUGUAAAACCUGCACCAUUAAACCUAGUGACAAUUGCUUAAAACGCACAUAACUACAAAAAGCUAGAGGUGCAUGCCCCAGGAUCAAACUCCAGACCCCCUAUUUAACAGGCAGUUGUCUUAACCACUGGGGCAUCACCACUUUCAUUAUAAUGCUUAGUUACAGUGCUUAGUUAUAAUUUGUAAUUAAUUACACUAUAAUACUUAUGAUAUUUUUGUAUAAUAUAUGGAUACUUGAUAUAAUAGUAAUUCAGAUUCAGUGUAUCAACAUAGAUAUGUAAUUAUGUUAAGUUUUGGAAUUUUUACAUUUUAAUAGAGUUAAACACUUUCAUAAAUAAUAAAACAACCUGCACAAUUUGUUAACUUUUCCUCUAUUGUGUUGAGAAAUAAAAUUAUAUUAAUACAUGCAUAAAUACAUCACAUUAGUGUAAAUCUUCACCUCUCAUAAAUGUAUUUUUUUAAUUAUUGUAAUUCAUAAAAUUAAUAUAAAGAAGCUAUUUAAUAAAAUUUAUACACUGCU